AUGUCUGAAACAAAGGAUGCAGUCCCCGCAACUAAUGCCUCUUGCAGUCAAGAAACAGGGGCUGCCGGUUCUCCGUCCGAUGAUGACACUAUCGAUGUGGCGGGAAAGAAAGAGCCAGAAGCAACACAAGCACCGCCUGCUGGUCCUCCUGCGGUCAAGUACCCGGAUCCUCUACUAGGGGCCGUGCUCACGGUUGCAUUGCUCCUGGCAAUGUUUCUUGUCGCCUUGGACAUGAGCAUUAUCACCACUGCGAUCCCUACUAUCACCAAAAGGUUCCACAGUCUCGACCAAGAAGGUUGGUACGGCUCUGCGUUCUUCUUAUGUCUGGCCACCUUCCAGGCCUUCUGGGGGAAAGCGUACAAGUUCUUCCCCCUCAAAACCGCCUUUCUCACGGCCGUUGGGGUCUUCGAGCUCGGGAGUCUGAUUGCCGCCCUCGCGCCCAACAGCCCAGCCCUCAUUGUGGGUCGAGCCAUCCAGGGUGUGGGUGGUGCGGGCGUGACCGGCGGUGUUUAUACCAUCCUUGCCUUUAUCACGAGGCCUAAAUACCUACACGCCGUCUUUGGCGUCACCAGCGCGGUCUGGAGUGUGUCUUCCGUGCUCGGUCCAAUCCUGAGUGGGGUCUUCACGCAGUAUGUGACGUGGAGAUGGUGUUUCUGGGUCAACCUGCCCAUUGGCGGCGCCGCCUCGAUUAUUCUCCUGCUUCUGUUGAAGACUCCCCCUCACUCACGCGUGGCCCACACCACAAUUGACAAGAUCCCCACUCUGUUCGACUUUCCAGGAAUGGUGGUCCUUGUGGGUGGAAUGGUGUGUCUUCUUCUCGCCCUCGAGGACGGUGGUGUCAAACAUCCCUGGCACAGCAGUGUCCCGAUCGGAUUGCUCGUCGGGUUCGGGCUCCUCAUGAUCGUGUUUGUCCUGGUGGAAUGGAAGCAGGGCGAAGGGGCCAUGGUCGUCCCCCGCAUCAUCAAACGCCGAAGCAUUCUCGUCCUCGCCCUAUUCAACCUGACCGCGCAGGGGUCCGGAUUCGCGCGGGUCUACAAUCUGCCCAUCUUUUUCCAGGCCGGUCAAGGCCAGUCGCCGUCCGAGUCGGGUAUUCGCACACUGCCCACCGUGCUAACCACUUCCAUCUUUAGUUUCGUCGGAUCCAUCCUCCUUGGGAAGGUCGGCUUCUAUCAGCCCUUCCUCAUGCUAGGGGCCAUGUUCGUCACGGUUGGGACCGGACUGAUCUACACCAUGGGCCCGGCUGCCACGGCAGGCCAAUACAUCGGCUACCAGGUGCUGGCCGCUAUCGGCUCCGGACUCGUUAUCCAGCUCAAUGUCAUCGUGGCCCAGGCAAUCACUCCGCGCGUGGACAUGUCCAUCACGCUGGCGACUGUCCUUUUCUUCCAAUUCAUCGGCGGCACGGUCGGAGUCUCAGCCGCUACUAACAUCAUGAACAACGUCCUCAUCAACACGCUGACCAAGGAGAGCCCCAACAUCUCUGUCGCGGACGUCCUGGCCGCUGGUUCCACGGGGUUAUCGCGUGCGUUCCCUCGCCAGGAGGAUUUCGACGUGGUGGUGCAUGCGUACAUGAACGGGAUCAAGGCCGGAUGGAUCUGGUGUGUUGCACUGGCGGGGUUGGCAUUCUUGGUCUCCUUUGGCGCUGAGUGGAAGAGUGUGCGGCCGGAAGAUGUGAAGAAGAGACGCGAGCAAAAAGCGGCGGCUGCGUCCGCGAGUCCUUGA
Aspergillus lentulus is the source of this 1719-nucleotide messenger RNA. Its product is annotated as MDR family MFS transporter. The record is from RefSeq and is a predicted model, not a curated record. Gene Ontology annotation, molecular function: transmembrane transporter activity. NCBI's taxonomy places the organism in Eukaryota, Fungi, Ascomycota, Eurotiomycetes, Eurotiales, Aspergillaceae. Gene Ontology annotation, biological process: transmembrane transport. Gene Ontology annotation, cellular component: plasma membrane.